AUGUGGGUUAGCAAGGUGAGGCCAAGGACCAACAUAGACAAGGAACUUUAUAGAGUAAAAGUCUAUGUCUUGGUAGAAGGCAAGAAUUGGAAAGACAUAUGUGCAGGACAAAUUUCAUCCAAAUACAUUGAACGGCUCCAGGGUGUAUGCCUGCUUGUUCAUUCAGAAUCAGAUGACUCACUGACUGUGGAGUAUAAGAUACAUCCUAAUGUGCCCUAUAAGAAACAGCAAGGAAAUAUAAUCAUUUGGUCUGAUGCUAAGAACCAUGGCAUGGCAAUACAUUUCCAGGAACCAAAUGCUUGUCAGGAAAUCUGGGAAGAGAUCUGUCAAGUUCAAGGUAAAGAUCCAAGUGUAGAAAUAACACAAGAACUUACUGGUGAUCUAGAAAGCUUUGCAGCUCUACAGCUGAGCUCGAAUCUGUUUGAGGUGGCAAAUUUUAAACUCUCUAGACUUGAAGGCAUUGUAAGUUUAUUUGCUUUUGUCAAUGAAAUGCCAAGCCUCAAGGAAAGGCUGGUGCUGGUCUUAGAAACUGAAGGUUACAUUAAAAACCUGCUGCAGCUGUUCAAUGCUUGUGAAAAAAAGCUGAACUUGGAAGGCUUACACUAUUUGAAUAGCAUCAUUAAAGGAAUCCUGUUUCUAAAUGAUACACGCUUGUUUAAGAUCAUGUGUUCUGAUGAAUUUUUCAUGGAUGUGGUAGGAUGCCUUGAAUAUGGCCCUGGUUUGGAUCAGCCAAAACGGCACAGGGAAUUCUUGACUCAAAAUGUUAAAUUCAGGGAAGUUAUCCCAAUAACACAAACCCAACUUCGGCAAAAAAUACAACAGACCUACAGAAUGCAAUAUGUUCAUGAUAUUACGUUGCCCACCCCGUCCAUAUUUGAAUCAAAUCUUCUUUCGGAUCUUACCACUAUGAUUUUUUCCAAUAAAAUUGAAAUAAUUACAAUGUUGCAGGAAGAUGAAAAUUUUUUGCUUGAAGUUUUUGCUCAGUUAAAAGAUAAUGGUGUAAGUGAUGAGAGAAGGCGUGAAUUGUUAUUAUUCUUCAAGGAAUUCUGUGUAUUUGCCAAGACAUUACAGUCUCAAGAGAAAAAUGCAUUAAUAAAAACACUGAUAAAGCUAGGAGUCAUGAAUGCUCUAAAAGUCAUAGUACACAUGCCUGAUAAUCAAAUACAACUAGCUGCUAUAGAUAUAUUUGCUUAUCUAGUAGACUAUAAUCCUCGACUAGUCCAAGCAUAUAUAAUGGAAGAAGCUCAGGACAGUGAAGAUAAUGAUGACCUUCUCAUUAAUAUAAUGAUCAAAAAAAUGAUCUGUGAUACUGAUCCUGAAUUUUCACGAGGCAUUAUUUUGCCAGCAGUUCUUCAUACUCUUCUUGAUCCAGAAAAUAUGCGUGUCACAGCUAAUGGAUGUGAAAGAAAGGGAUUUCUAAAUUUCUUCUAUACACAUUGCAUGAGUAACCUCAUAGCACCAAUUUUGUCCACCACAGUAGAAAAUGACAGAGAUGAAAAUAGGGCUAACAUCUGUCCUGGUGUUGUCCGGUUUAUGAGAAAGAUGAUUGGCCUAAAAGAUGAAAUGUAUAAUAAUUACAUAAUUAAGAAAAACCUAUUUGAACCAGUUGUAAAUACUUUUAUGCAUAAUGGACCUCGGUACAAUAUGUUAAAUUCAGCUAUUAUUGAGCUAUUUGAAUUUAUAAGACAAGAAAACAUCAAUUCUCUUAUUGCAAACAUUGUGGAAAAUUUUUUUAUUCCUUUUGAAUCAAUUGAGUAUGUCCAGACCUUUAAAGGGUUGAAGACUAAAUAUGAAGAAGAAAAGAAGAGGGAAAAUAGAAUACAAAGUUAUUUAAAUGAUAUGAUACACCAGAAAAUAUGUUGUAGACAUAUCAAAGUUAUGGAGGUAAAAGUCAAGACAGACAUAGACAUAUGUUGUAGAGGAAUCAAAGAAGAAGAAGUCGCAGAAAAAGGAGGAGGAGGAGAUGAAGGAGGAGCAAUUCUACCAAUAGGAAGUGACUUUCCAAGUCAUUAUGACAUAUUUAUGAAACUUAAAGAGAAAAAUGAAAGAGGAAAUGAAAUAGAAUGCCCCAAAAGUAAAUCAUCUGAGGCCUCUAAAUUUUCUUCAUCUCAAGCUCAUGAUUCUGAUAAUGGAAUGAGUACAGUUCAUUGUAGCAGCCUUGUUCCUUUAGUGGAUUACCCAUAUGAUACUGAUGAAGAUGAUGAACCCCCACCUUCUAAAAAGACCUACUCUUAG
Arvicanthis niloticus (Nile rat) is the source of this 2235-nucleotide messenger RNA. NCBI's taxonomy places the organism in Eukaryota, Metazoa, Chordata, Mammalia, Rodentia, Muridae. The record is from RefSeq and is a predicted model, not a curated record.